UGAGCAUUAUAAUUCUGUGCAGUCAUGGCAACAUUGGCUUUUUUUAGGUUUGGGCUUUUUGUCUGUAACACAAGCAAAUGACUAGGCCUUCCUAAAAUAUGCAGUGGCUGCCACUGAAUUACUAACAGUUGUGUAUUUGAUGAUUCUGUAAAAGAGAGCACUGGAGCAUUGCUGCAUUACUGAACAGUGCCAUUGGAUUUUUAUCUUCUGAAAUAUUGCUGGAACAAUGUUCACACAGUGUCAGGGUGUCCCUAAGAGCUGCCUGUGUUUCAUUUUAGGUUGAAUAUCCUGACAACCAGCCUGUUGUCUUGGAGUGUGGUGGAGCUUGCAUGAUCACACCUUGGCACACCUUCUCAGAAACGAUGUCAUGAGGUUCCCUUGCUGAUGCAAACUGCUUCUGGAUGCCUGUAAACGGGAGAGAAUGGAAUCCUCUGUUUGAGGGACUGUUGGAGCACUGCAGRUGUCCCUCUCAGCAGCACAUCAUGGUAGAUGUGGCAGAGAAGGAGAUGGAUAACCCCACGUUUAGAAGUGACACUGUGCUGUCUGAUGUUCACUUGCACUGUCCGAGCAAAAGGCACCUCAUGGUACGACUGAAUGCAGUUGGGCAGCCAGUAUUCCUGUCAUAUUUCAAACUCCUGUGGAGCACAGAGGAUUUGGCAUCUGGGAAACACAUGAGAGAAAUCACAACAGGAAGAGAACACCAGUGCAGAAGUGGAGAUGAGCUGUGUGACAAGGACAGGAGUAAAAUAAAAAAAGAAGGAGAAUUAAAUAACCAAGGAGCAGAAACUCUGCUAGAUGAUGAUGGAGAUUUGGAAGUGGUCAGAAGGCCUCGAAGUGCCUCUGAUUUGGAAGCAGAGGACCUUUUGAGGGAUAUAGUGUGCCCUGUAAUUCUGAUGAAAGGGAAAGAWGAUGAUUUUGAAGAUGAAGAGCAAGAGUGCACUUGCAGUGACGUUGUUAAAAUAGAGCACACUAUGGCAACCCCCUUAGAAGACGUUGGYAAACAAGUCUGGCGUGCUGCCUUCCUUCUGGCUGAUCACAUUCUGUUUAACAGGGACACGUUCAGGUGCUGCUCUGUGCUGGAGCUUGGAGGUGGCACUGGAAUUACCAGCAUUAUCAUGGGAACAGUUGCCAAGAGAGUUUAUUGCACAGAUGUUGGUGAAGAUCUUUUGGCCAUGUGUGGGCAAAACAUUGCAUUAAACAAACACCUGAUGGAGCCAGGAGGAGGGGAAGUUAAAGUGAAAGAACUGGACUGGCUGAAGGAUGAAUUCUGCACUGAUCCUGAGGCUCCUUAUAGCUGGUCUGAAGAAGAGAUUGCUGAUUUACUUGAUCACUGUUCUGUGAUAAUKGCAGCUGAUGUUUUCUAUGAUGAUGACCUGACAGAUGCCUUGUUCAGAACUCUGUAUAGAAUCACACACAACUUGAGAAAUUCUUGUACAGUUUACUUAGCACUAGAAAAGAGGCUGAACUUCACUUUAAGACAUAUGGACGUUACAUGUGAAGCCUACAGUCACUUUAGAAAUACYCUAAAUGAUUUGGAGAACCUCCAAGAUGGAAAAAUGAAAUAUACAGUGGAGCCCAUUAAACUUGAUUUCUGCCAGUUCCUUGUUUAUGAGCGAGUUGAGCAGUUGGAAUUGUGGAAGAUAGUGGCUGAGCACCUAACAUGACAGGGCCACAAGAAAAUAGAGGAUCUUAAUCUAAGAAGAAGGGCUAUUUUGCUGUUCUGAGACAAAGAAUUUCAUCCCAAGGAGAGCCUCUUCCUGGUGGAAUGUUGUUCUCAGAAAGUAUUGCAAUGCAGUUUUGCUUUACUUUUUUGGUCUGGGCACUUGGUUUCUUGGACUUGUGCACUUGGACAUGAUUUCUUUGAUGUUUUUGAGGACCUACCGGAUGCCAGGUGGUGGUAGUGACAUGGUGAAUUGCUCUUUGGGAUUGAUGACUUCAAUUUUAGAGUCUGACAAAGAAGUGUUCAGCCUUUUCCAUGUGGUUGAUUUGCAGAUGUCAUGCAUCUCCCCUUUUCAGGUUACAGAACAUGGACACAGCUCUCAGUCUAAUCCCAGUUGACAUUGUUUGAAUUUCUGGACACUUGUGAAACAGUUCUGGACAACACUUUUUUGUCUUGCAUGAAAUUGUCUUUAAGCAAGUUGUUUAUGAAACUUYUCUGUCUAGAUCACUCUAGUUUAGGGCCACUAUCUAAACUGAAAGGAGACAAGAUACAUUUUGUUUGAGCCUCUAAAAAUACUCCACAGAGGUUUUGGAGUAUAGGAGGUCAACCCUAUAUUGGAAUUUUGAGCUAUUCUGUCCUAGGCAGGUUGAGCGUGAGAAGGUACCACAUGAAGUGAGAUGCUGCAGCUCUUGAAAUACUUGGAAUUCUACCYUCAGUAUAUACAUGUAAGGCUGGGGGGAGGGAGGUAGCCAAGAAUGUCUUGCCUACACAAAUGGGGACCUUCAGUGUCUGACCUGGAUUAAAGUAAACAUAUUUAUUAAAUCUCUUCUGUGUUAUUAACAAAACUGAAAACCUGCUUGUACUUUUAUAACUGUUAUGUGCACUGUUGUGUUUAUAUCAGUUUGCCAUGUGUGCACUGCCAUGGAAAUCCGUGUGCCCACYGGAUUCCUCAGCGUUAGGAGAGUGUCAGUGAUGGAGCUGUUCCAGCCUGGGGCUCGUGGGAGUGUGCAGACAUUCAUUAGAAGCAUCUGACUGACUUCUUGAAAGCCUGUUCUGCAUUUGGUUUCAGCCAGUUAUUUCAUAACCUGCUUAUGUGUGUGAAGACCUAUUUUUUGUGKUCUUUAAUGAGAUGAAAGGUUAUUAGAUGAUAAUGGCCAUUCCCUGUGAGUAUAGUCAAAAUAAAAAUUACAUUAUGUUAGCAUAUAUCUGCCUAGAUUAAUGCAAAACUUCUCUCUUAAAACUCUCAUUUGAACUUCAAAGAUAAAAAACGGUAUUUUAAUCGAAAGAUUCCCAAAGUCGUGUUUGUUUGUUUGUUAUGUAAUGUUAACUUUGGUAGAUUUAACUGUUUUGAAUGUAGCUGCUUGUUUCAGUAGUGGUUUUUUGAAGCCUGUAGCAAGAAAUCAAUKUGAACUGAUGUGAAAUAGUGUGUGCAGUUAGGGAGGAUUUUUUUCUCACACAGGAUUUCUCAACAUCUUUGGAAUUAUCUAGAGAAACUCACCUGCAAGUCCUUCCUUUCUGUGAAGGGAGGGAAAAUAGGUACUUAAUUUAAAACAUGAAUUUUAUUUUUUUUUUAUUUCUACUCUGCUAUGGAGCUUAAAUUGGAAAGUUUUCAGUUAAAAAACUGAUUUUUCUCUUUUGCUAAAUAAAGUCAUCAGGCAGUUGGGAGCAUUUCUGGAUCUGGAUGGCGAGUCCAGUGGUCAUCCAGAUGGAUCAUUUUGUGGAGAGAGCAACACAGAGGAGGUGAAGGGGAACCUUUGCAGUGCAGUGUUCUGAUAAAAAGGAGGAGUGUCCAAAUACUCUUGGAAAUUACAGUACUGGAUAGACACGUGAGCUUCCAGGAGGAAACUGGUUUGAAACAAACUGGAUUUUCUGUCACUGGCAUAUGGWGAAACAACAAAUGCCUUUUCUCAGUUCCCAUCCCUGACCUGUUUUUAUGUCUUAAGAGAAGCAAAGGUGAUACAAUUACAGAYACUGGUCAGGAAGAGAACUUCUAUGCAACGUCUAAACAGCUCUAUUUUGGAGCCUUGCGAAAUAAUUGCAUUUAUUUAUUUUCAGUCUUUGUCRAUGUGAAACUUUUGAGAGUUGCUUUGUUGUGAACGACUGUGUGUAAUUUUGCAGUAGAAAAAAGUUGAGGGUACUCCCUUGAUGGGAUACAUUCUGUAUAUUUAUCAUUGCUGGGUGUUCUCAAGUGUAGGUGGCUAUUUGUAGGCCAUCCUUGUAGCUCCAUCUGCUGUACAACACUUUGAGUCAAAACAUUUUACAGUUUGUUAAACACCCUGUUCCUUUCUAGUUUAACAGUAUUGUAUUUUGGAGUAACAGUUUAGGUUGAGAAUGUGGUUCUGCACUUCUCACCUACACUUGCAGAUGAAGUUACUGUGGAAAUAAUCCUGAAAAAAAAAGUGAUGUUGCCUACUUUUUGACAGUAGCUUUAGGAGGCUGCCUCAGGAAACAUUCUAGGAAAAAGUGGAUGAAAAAGUGUGUGGUAGGGACUCCUCAAUCCUUAGAAGGUGAGGAUUUUAAUUGGAUCUCAAAUUUUUACAGCAUAUAACUAUUGUAAGRUUGUUCAUUAAAGUGGAUGCAGAAUCCCUGUGUCUGCAUGUUAUGACAUGGAAAGGAGGUUUGUGAYACAGGAGGUUUGUGUACUCUUACAGAUUUCAUCCUGCUGUUGUUCUACUCAUCCUGACCCUAGUUUUCUGUUGUCCUGUCCAUCUGAUCUGGAAAUCGGUGCAUUAACAAAUUAAAGGUUCCUCUUGAAAAGUAACUGCCUCUUUGUGCUGCCAGCAGUGCAGUCAGCUGUGUCAGUACAGCACUUUGCCUCAGAGAAAGUUUCUCCCAGCAGAUGGCACACAGAAUUUCUUUAGCAAUACCAGCACCUAAAAGCAGUAAGAAAAUACCUACAUAGAUAUGUGUUUGUGUGCAUGUGUGUUUGUUUACACAUUGUUUGCCCAGAACAGCCCCAUUGGUGUGAGCAAGAAGAGAUGUAAAGAAACAGCCUUAGCUUCUUAGCAAGGUCAGUGUAUUCUCCAGGYUUCUUGAACAAAUAUUCAAAGGGAGUUCUUGUCAGAUGCUGAUACAUAAGAUGUUAAUAAUAAUUUAAAAGUAACAUAACUCCUGCCUCAAAAAUGAGUAAAAAUACAUGUAAUAAAUUAGCCAAGAAAGUUAACAGGGAAUUGGA
Malurus melanocephalus (red-backed fairy wren) is the source of this 4835-nucleotide messenger RNA. It is a transcript of the gene METTL22, whose product is annotated as methyltransferase 22, Kin17 lysine. The coding region runs from base 402 to 1664 and encodes 420 amino acids. Gene Ontology annotation, biological process: protein methylation. Gene Ontology annotation, molecular function: protein methyltransferase activity. The transcript is spliced from 10 exons. Lineage: Eukaryota; Metazoa; Chordata; Aves; Passeriformes; Maluridae. The record is from RefSeq and is a predicted model, not a curated record. Gene Ontology annotation, cellular component: nucleus.